AUGUUGAAGAGAAAGGUUAAGACCUACCAGAACCUGACUGUUACCAUACUCCGAGCAAAAAACAACCAAUCUCAUGAUUAUUGGUCUGAGUCGGACUGUUAUGUUAUUGUACGCCUCCCCACAGCGUCUGCCAGGUCUCACCGUACUAAGACCAUGCCCAACAGCAAGACCCCAGAGUGGAAUGAGAGUUUCCACUACAGGGUCCACAGUCAUGUCAAGAAUAUUGUGGAGUUGAAGAUGUACGAUGAGGACAGUAUCAUGGGUGAUGACCUGUGCUCCAUUAUAGUGUUUGACAUCAGUAACCUCACACCUGGGAAGAAGGAGACCAAGACCUUCAUCAGUGAACCGACCAAAGAUGAAUUGUGGGUUGAGUUUGAGUUGUUGGAGAGCAAAGAGCAUGCUGUGGAGCAGAAUGUGGUGCUGAAACUGUGUGGGGCCUUUCAAGAAGAACAUAAGAUUCUUGCUCCUGAGGAAACAUCCAACCUGGCCAAAACCUACUACAUCAUCAGAGACCUGGAGACAGAGCUUGGCGUGACGGUGCCUGUUAUAGCUGUGGUUGGCUCAGGGGGGUAUGGCAGUCUGAAGGGGCUGCGGAGACUGGGACUACUGGAUGCUGUGAGCUACAUCACUGGUGUGUCAGGCUCCACAUGGGCCUUAGCUGCGCUGUAUCAGGAAGUAGAUUGGUCACAGCGUGAUAUGGAUGAGUCCAUCUCAGCUAUGGAGGGGGAGAUCAGCAAGAGUUUCCUUAGUGCCUUCACCCCUGAGAAGCUGCAGUACUAUAGACACCAGAUGGCAGAAAAAGAGAAGGAGGGACAUAUGGUGUCAGUCAUAGACAUGUGGGGUCUGGUCAUCAAGCACUGCCUGCAUGGGAAGAAGAACACCAGUACCCUGUCUGACCAGCAGAAGGCAGUAUCAGAGGGACAGAACCCUUUACCCAUCUGCACUGCAGUCAACCUGAAGGAUGGAGUGAAAGACACCACAAGAGAACUUGGUAAAUGGUGUGAGUUCACACCAUAUGAGGUGGGCAUUCCAAAGUAUGGGGCCUAUGUCCAUGCAAAGGACUUUGGGAGUGAAUUCUACCUCAGUCACCUAGUCAAAAAACAUCCAGAGAUACGUACCUCCUAUCUGCUUGCUUUGGGGAUUUGCACUAACACUGCCUCAGCGCUGACCAGCUUGUUUAACAGCCGGCCAGUCAUCACUAAGAUCUACAACUUCAUGCGUGGGUUCUUUCUGCACUUGAACUACAAUGACAACAGCAACUUUACAGCCUGGAAAGAUAUGCAUCCAGAUGCCUUCCCCAACAGACUGACUCCAGCUGACUCCACAUUCCACCUGGCAGACUCUGGGUUCUCCAUCAACACAGGCUGUCCCCCUGUCUUGAGACCAGAGAGGGGGGUUGAUGUCAUCAUGUCCCUCAACUAUUCGUGGUGCGAGGACCAAUUCAAAGUCCUAAAGAGGACUGAGGUUUACUGCAAAGACCACAGCAUCCCCUUCCCCUGCAUUGACUUCAGCAGCCUGGAGGGACAGCCCCUGAAAGAGUUAUACGUCUUUGAGGAUGAGAAGAACCCCAAGGCUCCCAUAGCGCUUCACUUCCCUUUCGUCAACAUCUCAUUCAAAGAGUUCAAGGCCCCUGGUGUGGCACGUGAGGGUGAGGAGGAGAUGAAGACAGGGGAUGUUGACGUUAACACAAGCAGCUCCCCUUACCUAACCACACACCUGACCUACGCAGCAAAGGACUUCCGGGCACUGACAGACCUUACCUCGUACAACAUCCAGAACAACAAGGAGAAGAUCCUCCAGGCUCUCAGGAAGGUCCUCGAGAGGAAGGUGCCUGUGGAGGAAUCGGACCACCAUGAGCAGCACACAUGCCAUUGA
Coregonus clupeaformis (lake whitefish) is the source of this 1875-nucleotide messenger RNA. RefSeq names its product cytosolic phospholipase A2 beta-like. The record is from RefSeq and is a predicted model, not a curated record. Gene Ontology annotation, biological process: glycerophospholipid catabolic process. Gene Ontology annotation, cellular component: cytosol. Lineage: Eukaryota; Metazoa; Chordata; Actinopteri; Salmoniformes; Salmonidae. Gene Ontology annotation, molecular function: calcium ion binding; calcium-dependent phospholipid binding.